GAUAUAUAUAAGGUUCAGGUCAGAGGUACACCACACUCACUCCCCUACUACAACAUGAUGAAGCUGGCUGUGAUCCUCGCUGUGGUUGCUGUGGCAGUGGCUGACAAGCUGCCCCUCACCAACCCGCCCGUCGCCAUCCUCCACAGCCAACAGGUCAACCCCGACGAGUUCGGUGCCCACAGCUCCGACUUUGAGGCAGAGAACGGCAUCAAGUUCCAGUUUGCUGGCAACGAGGGUGUUGGUGGCGGUUCCAACAUGGCCGGCUCCUGGAGCUACCUCAAGGAGGACGGCAGUGUAGCGACAGUCCAGUUCGUGGCUGACGAGAACGGUUUCCAGCCCCAGUCCGACCUGCUGCCCGUGGCCCCCGCCUUCCCCCACCCCAUCCCCCAGUUCGUCCUCGACCAGAUUGAAUUUGCGAGGUUAGAGGACGAGGCUAAGGCUAACGAAUAGGACGACAAGGCAGAAUAAGCAGAUCAGUGACUCUUGACACUUAAGAGUCAAGACGAACGUUCAGCCAGUCACCUCCACCCACUGCUCCGCCCAUCUUCUUUUCUCAACAAACUAUCUAUUAUUAUUUAUGAAAUGAAAUAAAUCAUUUACACAGUA
Homarus americanus (American lobster) is the source of this 606-nucleotide messenger RNA. Its product is annotated as cuticle protein AMP1A-like. Bases 55 to 450 code for a protein of 131 amino acids. The transcript has 3 exons. Gene Ontology annotation, molecular function: structural constituent of chitin-based larval cuticle. Gene Ontology annotation, cellular component: chitin-based extracellular matrix. The record is from RefSeq and is a predicted model, not a curated record. NCBI's taxonomy places the organism in Eukaryota, Metazoa, Arthropoda, Malacostraca, Decapoda, Nephropidae.